Molecule: messenger RNA, 722 nt
Organism: Anoplophora glabripennis (Asian longhorned beetle)
Lineage: Eukaryota; Metazoa; Arthropoda; Insecta; Coleoptera; Cerambycidae
Exons: 1
Source: RefSeq, a predicted model, not a curated record
GCACCUGCUGCUUUCGACCGUCCUCCUGGUCGUCCUGUUCUCAGUCCUAUCGGAGGGCAAGCCGAACCCGAAAAACCAUGACCUACUCACGAAAAUCGGCAUGCAGAAGAUCAGGGGGCCAAACACCCACCACAGGAAACGACUAGCCGUAGAAUCGAGGCACCACAGCAGAUCUGACGACUCUCACAUGUUCAUAAUCAAACUGCCGCCCAAUCCGCACUACUACGGUCACAACAUACCCCACUCUUUCCAAGGCGUACACUCCAAGAGCAAGGACCUACCCGUUGGGUUCAAGAGUAACGGCAAGCCCGCCAAGAUCUACCACUGGAAUCUUCCAGUUUUGAAGAAGAUGGCCUCAAAGAUGAAGCCUAGGAGUAAGGAUUACAACGGGAUAGACCUACAGAAUCCCGAAAGGUGGAACGAGGUCCUAGACAAGCCUGUGAAGGAUAAGAAACCCUUGAAGCCAUCUUAUUACGUCCCUGCCAAGCCUAAGAAGUCUAGUUUUACGAAAUAUUUCGCUGGUAACGGCAAACCGCACUCGUUCUACGUCAUAGAGAAGAGCAAAAAGGCGCACUAUCACAGGCUGCUGCCGUAGUAGUGGUGUAUGAGAGACUGUGCAAUGAACUGUAAAAGUAUUCUAUAAUUUAGACUGAAAUUAAGCUUAUUUUAAUUUUAUAUAUUGUAUUUAAGUGAUUGUUUUUUAUAAUAAAUAUUACUGAUAA